Molecule: messenger RNA, 372 nt
Organism: Volvox carteri f. nagariensis
Lineage: Eukaryota; Viridiplantae; Chlorophyta; Chlorophyceae; Chlamydomonadales; Volvocaceae
Exons: 2
Coding region: 1-372 (123 amino acids)
Source: RefSeq, a predicted model, not a curated record
AUGAAUCUGGAUACCUCAAAAAUCCUGGGUGCCUUCAACGACAUUGGUGUGCGGAUGACGCUUGGAAUUGCAGGGACGGUCGCGGCAGGCGCGGCCAUUGUAACGCCGAACGGGAAACAGGUUGAAGCGGCUUCAUUAGAGAUGUACGGGAGGGAGCCAACUCAGCUGCUACCUAACGAGCGCCGGGCGGCUGAGUUUUGUGCCGGUUACCGGCGGUGGAAGGGUUUCGUGGAUAACAACAUUUAUAACUGGACGCGGAAACUACCCGGACACGACUCCCCCAUUGUGAACCCGUAUAAAGGGCCGCGUCGGAUUCCGCGGCCGCAACAAAAGAUAGAGGAGGAGCUGGAGGCAGCUGCUGCUAAGGAGUAG